This is a messenger RNA of Capsaspora owczarzaki ATCC 30864, 922 nucleotides long. RefSeq lists its product as hypothetical. The record is from RefSeq and is a predicted model, not a curated record. The coding region runs from base 34 to 786 and encodes 250 amino acids. The transcript has 4 exons. Gene Ontology annotation, cellular component: endoplasmic reticulum membrane; endoplasmic reticulum. Lineage: Eukaryota; Filasterea; Ministeriida; Capsasporidae.
AUUUAUUAUUAUUUUUUCCCAAUAAUUCUCAAAAUGCGUUUGGCUUGGUUGCUGGCUGUGCUUUUGUUGGUUGGCCUCGUCGCUAGCCCUUUCGUCGUUGUUCGCGCUCAGGACGUUGAAGAUGAGACCGUCGUCGAAGGCGAGUCCGAUGGCAUUGUUGACAUCCCCGAUGUUAACUUCUCGGAAGAGGAGUUCCGCAUUGCUGGCCCUUCCCCCGACGUCAAGACUACCAUUCUGUUUACCGAAACUCAAGACAACGAAUUCCCCGGCGGCGAGAUUGUUCGCGCUCUCAUCGGCGUCUCCAACACUGGCCUGAACGACAUUACCGUCAUUGGCGUUGUUGGCCAGUUCCGUCACCCCCAGGAUCUCAAGCACAUCAACCAGAACUUCACCGCCAAGGAGCUCGGCGUCAACGUCGUUGCCCAGACCCAGGCCUCGUUCGAGUAUGUCUUCCGUCCCGAGUACGAGGCUCGCUCGCACUUCCUCAUCCUGAACAUCUACUACAACGACACGACUGGUGCCGAGUACGUCGACUCUGUCUUCAACAGCACUGUCACCGUCAUUGAGGCCGACGAGCCCUUCCAAAUCGAGACUCUGUACACCAUUGUCACCCUGAUUGCCCUCAUUGGCGGCGGUGGUUUCUUCGCGUACCAGCAGCUUGCCCCUCAAUCGGCCAAGAAGACCAAGAAGGUCACGGCUAUCGAGACUGGCACUUCCAGCUCUGGCAGCAACGAAUGGCUUUCCAACUUGAACACACAGCCAGUCGGCAAGAAGGUUCGCAAGUAAAAAAACAAAACAAGGAAAGUUUUAACGCAGCUUCCCCCCCAACCCAACCCCCCCUGUUUUUUUAUUCCUUGCAGCGAAAGCUAAGGCAACCCAUGAUUGCAUUCAGUUGUCAAGAAUACACCAAACGUCUUUUCUA